AUGAGUGAACAACAAUCUGUUUCAUCCUCUUGCUGCUUUAAAGAAAUUUCUCUCUCCGAUAUUGAAAAUGCCUCGGAACGUAUCAGAAAAUAUAUUCAUAAAACUCCUGUUCUUACCAAUUCGACAAUUUCACAAAUGACCGGAAUUCCUAAUUGUACAUUAUAUUUAAAAUGUGAAAAUUUGAACAAGGUCGGAGCUUUCAAGAUUCGUGGAGCUUGUAAUGCAGUAUUGAAUGCAUUGAAUAAUUCUGAUGAGGAAAUUGUGAAAAAAAUCAAGGAAGGAGGUGUGAUUACACACUCUUCUGGUAAUCAUGCUGGAGCUUUGGCUAAAUCUGCUCAAAUGUUGGGAUUGACAGCUCAUAUCGUAAUGCCAAGUAAUUCUCCUGCAGUCAAGAAGAAUGCAGUUGAAUUGACUUAUGGUGCCAGAGUAAUUUUGUGUGAACCAACUUUGAGAUCAAGAGAGGAAACUUGUGAAAGAAUUAUUCAAGAAACUGGAGCUUUAUUUAUUCACCCAUAUGAUAAUGAUGAUGUAAUUACUGGACAAGGAACUGCUGUUUUGGAAAUGUUGGAUCAAGUGAAGGAGGAAAGAUUGACUGACGAGUUCCCACUCGAUGCAUUGAUUGUCCCUGUAGGUGGGGGUGGACUUUCCUCUGGAUCUAGUAUUUGUUUCAAAUCAAAGGCAGCUUUGGAAAUUAAGGAUUUGGAAAAAUUGAAGAAAACCAAAGUUAUUGGUGUUGAACCUCAAGUUGUCGAUGAUGCUAAGAGAUCUAUGGAGCAAGGAAAGCUUGUUGGAAACGAUCCUAAUGUCCCAGCCAAUACAGUUUGUGAUGGUUUAAAGACAAACUUGUCAGAGAGAACAUUCCAUCAUAUUUCUAAGAAUAUUGAUAGAAUUUUCACAGUGACAGAUGAGCAAGUUAUCAAAGCCAUGAAACUUGUUUGGGAGAGAAUGAAAAUUGUUAUUGAACCAAGCUCUGCCACUGUCGUUGCUCUCACUCUAUUCCAUGAUGAAUUCAAACAAAUGGCCACUGAAAAUCAAUGGCAACAUAUUGGAAUGGUAAUUAGUGGAGGAAAUUGUGAUUUGGAUGCUCUUCCUUGGACGAAGAAGUAA
Molecule: messenger RNA, 1107 nt
Organism: Naegleria gruberi
Lineage: Eukaryota; Heterolobosea; Eutetramitea; Acrasida; Naegleriidae
Exons: 1
Coding region: 1-1107 (368 amino acids)
Biological process (GO): L-serine metabolic process; pyruvate biosynthetic process; D-serine biosynthetic process
Molecular function (GO): serine racemase activity; magnesium ion binding; D-serine ammonia-lyase activity
Source: RefSeq, a predicted model, not a curated record